Messenger RNA from Sorghum bicolor (sorghum), 2600 nucleotides. RefSeq names its product serine/threonine protein phosphatase 2A 55 kDa regulatory subunit B beta isoform. Lineage: Eukaryota; Viridiplantae; Streptophyta; Magnoliopsida; Poales; Poaceae. The record is from RefSeq and is a predicted model, not a curated record. Gene Ontology annotation, molecular function: protein phosphatase regulator activity; protein binding. Gene Ontology annotation, biological process: peptidyl-serine dephosphorylation. Bases 118 to 1755 code for a protein of 545 amino acids. Gene Ontology annotation, cellular component: protein phosphatase type 2A complex; cytosol. The transcript has 14 exons.
CUUCUUCACCGUAUCACUGCACGGCCGCGCAAAAAUGUGCAGCGCCACAAAUGCAGCAUUCCCCAUGCCCGUGCGGUUUAAUUGUAGCAGAGGAUGGCUAGCCUAUAGGACACAGCGAUGCCGAUGAGGCGGAGGAGCACGAGGUCCGUCGCCCCUUCGCCGACCACCUCUCCGUCGCCGUCUGGCCGCCGAGAACCGCAGCCCCCGUCCCGGCUUCUUCCCCAGUGGAAGUUUUCCCAGGUCCUCGGCGAACUGCCGCCCGCCGCCGCCGACGCCCACCGCGACGGCGCUCCCCGUCCCCAGGAUGACGACGCGGACGAAAUUUCGGCCAUCGAGUUCGACGGCCGCGGCGAGUACCUGGCCGCCGGUGACAACGCCGGGCGCGUCAUCCUCUUCCGGAGGACCGACGACGGCGACGGCGCGCUGCUGCGGUCUCGUGCCGAGCUUGAGCGCGCGGAUCGUGCCGGCGGAGCACCGCCGCCGCCGAGGUACAGCUACGCGACGGAGUUCCAGAGCCACGUGCCGGAGUUUGACGUGAUGCACAGCUUGGAGAUCAGCGAGAAGAUCAAGAGGGUGAGGUGGUGCGCGCGGCCCAACAGCUCCCUGCUCAUGCUCGCCGCCAAUGACCGUACGGUCAAGCUCUGGAAGGUCUCCGAACACAAGAAGGCGCCGAAGAAAGGGAGCGAUCGGCCGCAGCGCUGGGGCACCACGGCGGCGUUGUCUCUGCAAGAACCGUAUUAUUCUGAAUCUGAAUGGGCAGCCAUGGAGCCGAGGGGUUCGUCUGGAGACCCUGCAGACGAACGUCCUGAAAAGGUAGGCGAUGUCGGAGAUGGGUACUCUGCGAAAUGCCGGAGAGUCUUCGGCCGGGCUCACGAGUUCAACAUCCACUCUGUCUCGAAUAACUGCGAUGGAGGUCAAUGCUUGUUCAUGUACAGCGACGGCGAGACGUUCGUGUCCGCGGACGACGUGAGGAUCAACCUGUGGCACCUGGAGGUGACGAGCCAGUGCUUCAACAUCGUGGACAUGAGGCCCGCGGACAUGGAGGAUCUCGUAGAGGUGAUCACCACGGCGGAGUUCCACCCGUCGUCCUGCAGCCUGUUGGCCUACGGCAGCUCCAGCGGCCUCGUCCGGCUGGUCGACCUGCGGCGAUCGGCGCUGUGCGACCAGAGCGUGAGAAUAUUCCAGGACCGCGAGAACCGCCCUCAGCCCAGCACAUUUUUUACUGAGAUAAUAUCUUGCAUCACCGAUCUAAAGUUCACAGGCGACGGACAAUACCUUCUAACUCGCGACUACAUGAACCUCAAACUCUGGGACCUGCGCGUGGAAACCUCACCCGUCGCAACAUACAAAGUGCACGAGUUCCUUCGCCCAAAGCUGUCGGAGCUGUACACCGACGACUACAUUUUCGACAGGUUCAGCUGCUGCGCAAGCAAGGAUGGCGCCUACUUCGCUACUGGAUCUUACAGCAAUACCUUCAAAGUUUUCUCCCGUGCUGCUGCGCAGACAAGCGGCACUACGUUGGAAGCUAGCACCAACCCUUACAGGAUACAAUUACAGGCUCCUACAAAGCUUCCAGCGCUGCUCAGCAAUUUCCCUCUUGGAGUUAAUAGAAAAGGUCAUGAUGGUCCGAGGUCCGACGGCAAGGAGGAAGUUUCAUGCAACAUGGCAUCAAAGGUGAAGCAUCUAGCAUGGCACCCGGCAGAAAACAUCAUAGUUUGUGCAGCCAAUAACAACUUGUACAUGUACCAUACAUAAGCAUACUCCAGUUAUGUGUACAGACCACAGAACAGCAUUCAAAACUAAACUGAUGCCAGAAAAGAAUAUGCUUUUCCAUGUUACACUGCAUGUUAUGGGCAGGAUAUUGAACUGACCGUACACUGCUCAGGAUCUUCAGCAGAUCAUAGAAAGGAAAAGAUACUCACUCUUGUAACCUCCUUGACUGUCCUUUCUGCUCCUCAAGAUAUCCUUGCAAUAUUCCUGAAUAUCGAACUAUCGAAGGAUUGACCUGCAACUCGGACUUGCUUUAUGCAUUGAACAGACUGGAAGCACGGAAGGGGAAUGACUGAAAGUACUGUUCGCUGAUUUGUUAUGAGAGAAAAACACUGUUCAAUGAUUGACAGAUUCGACAGAUAAGCUCAAGCAAACUGGUUUUCAGCUGGAGUUCCAGUUUUGAAAGGAUUUCCCAAGUUCCUGUUACAGUAAUAGUCGGUUUCCCAAGUCUGUUUCCAGUUCCCUCUAUGUGUAUAUCAAUUUUGGGUGGUAAUGAUGACAUCGAUUCUUUGAUAUGAUUCCCAAAUGGAUAAUCGCGUCCUGUGGCAGAUCCUAUCUUUCUCGAAUCAGCAGUUGCGAAGGUCUCAAAGCUAUGAAUUCCAGCAGUCUUCAGAGCCUGAGGUGGCAAGUGACUCAAGAAUUAAUUAUGCUGGCUGCAGAUACAGCAGUGGCUACAUAACAAUAAACAAUCACAAAAUUAAUAACCUUUGCUGUUACAAUUCCAAUCCCAGGCAGUUGUUUCAGCAGAAAUGGACUGCUCUUCCCAGCUUUUGAUGUAGACUAUUUGCAAGGAUCAUAGAAUUUAUGGCAGAUCUGUAGUUCUUUUUGUA